Messenger RNA from Mucor mucedo, 796 nucleotides. RefSeq lists its product as uncharacterized. The annotation marks the transcript as partial. Gene Ontology annotation, molecular function: nucleic acid binding. Lineage: Eukaryota; Fungi; Mucoromycota; Mucoromycetes; Mucorales; Mucoraceae. The record is from RefSeq and is a predicted model, not a curated record. The transcript has 4 exons.
UCUUUUUUUUUUUUUUUUUUUUUUUUUUUUUGUUAUAUAAAUAUACCCCCUUUACACACACCCCACACACCCCACACACCCCACACAACACACCCCACACAUACGCAACUAACAAACUAAAAAAAAAGAAAAAGAAAAAUGGAGAAACAAUCCAGUAGCAGUAGUAUUGACGCCUUUCAACAAAAAAAGAAUAACCGCUUGUCUUCAUAUGUACCUGUUCAUCGUCGUAAUGAAGAAGAAGAUGUAAAACGCAACAAGUAUCGUUCGAGCGACAUUAUUCAAGUGGAACCAAGUACUUCCAGUAAACGCUCUUCUCUUAUGGGUCGUCGUCCUCCCUCUGUGAACAAUCGUUACAGUCGUAAUAGCUUUAUGGGCGAUGACGACAUGGAGUACUAUGACAAUGACAAUACUGAAUGUCCUCAAGAGGACUGGGAAAAUAUUCUUAAACAAUACGAUCGUUACAGUAUGAAUGAUGAAGACAAACGAAAGAGUAAGCGGGCCAGUCGUAUUAUGGACUCCUACCAGGACUUGGCAGUCGAGGUGCCAGUAGUAGAUGAGCCAACCGUCGUUCUGGACUGUUAUGAUUUUCCUCCCGCCUUUAAAACUCAUCAUUUACAUGAUAUCUUUCGAUCCUAUGAAGGUGUACGUGGUGGUUAUAAAAUCAAAUGGUUGAGUGAUACACGCGCCCUCAUCAUCUUUGACCACCCUUCCACUGCUAAGAAGGCUUACAUUGACAAUGUUACGCACGCACUUGCCAAGAUUCGGCCUUACGAGGGCCCGACAGAUUUCUUAAAGG